Messenger RNA from Tetrahymena thermophila SB210, 3099 nucleotides. RefSeq names its product transmembrane protein, putative. The record is from RefSeq and is a predicted model, not a curated record. Gene Ontology annotation, molecular function: protein binding. The transcript has 10 exons. Lineage: Eukaryota; Ciliophora; Oligohymenophorea; Hymenostomatida; Tetrahymenidae.
AUGUUUGAAUAAUCGAUAUAAUUGAAUAUAUAUUUGUACUUAAAUAUAUAAAUUUUAAGUAAGUAAUUGUAGUAAAAGUUUUUCAAUUUAAUUAGUAAUAUUUUAAUAAAACAAUAAUUGUCAAGUUAAAAGUCAAUAUUAAUUGUGAUUAAUUUAACUUAAAAAAAUAUUAAAAAUAUUGCUAAAAAUAAUAGGAUUUAUUAGUAAAUGCUCAUAUAGUUAAUAUUCUCAGUAGGCUUUCCACUAUCAAUAGGUGUCUUAAUGUUAUUUUUAGUUUAUUAUAAUAACAUUUAUGAUAGUCUCAAAGAUUGGGAAGAUUUAUCAAUCGCUUAUCUAAAGGUAAGCUAAAUGUAACUGCUCCAUAAUUCAGUCUAUGUUAAUAAGCUUAUUAGCUAGAUUUAUUUACAAAAGAUAUCCAACGAUUUGAUUGUACAAUAAGGACUCUACUAUAAAUUUUUUAGUAAAUAAGUGAAAUAACCUAAUGAAAACAGGUAAUAUAAGAAUUGUUCAUAUCAUAAUUUAAGUUAUGGUCUAUGUCCUUCAUAUAUUUAUGAUGCUCUCUCAGAUUGUGAAUAUUCGUUUAAAGUAGAGUUAUUUUUUCAUAGAACUAAUUUUACUUAUGAUAGUUUUCAAGCUGCAAAUUAAAUUGUGUUAAGAUAAAAUUGGGAUUUUUUAUUCUUUGCUAAAUCUGUUAUUCACUCAAGAAGAAAUGAUCUUAUCAACAUUACUUUAGUUUAUAAUUCUUUUAAUGAUACCAUGAUGGCAAUUGCUCCUGGAGUAAAAACUAAUUUAUCUUCACUAUAAUAUCUUGAUUGUAUGGGGUAUAAUUAUACAGAACCUUAUGAUCCAAGAUGCCGUCCAUGGUAUUAAAAUUCUUUGCAGCAUCCAGGAAAUCAGUUUAAUAAACCUUACAAAGACUUGUUCACUUAUGAAACAGUAAUGACAGCUUCAGCUCGUAUAGAUGAUCCGUUUGGAAAUAAUAUAAGCAUUAUCUCUAUAGACUUUAUUAUAUAGAAUCUAAUAGAUAAUUUGUUUACCUAAAAAGAAAAAGAUGAAAUUGAUAAUUUUGAUACUCACUUUGUACUAUUUCAUGAAGACAAAAAUACUGUUUAUUAUCACAGAUACUGGAAUUUCAAGGAUAGUACAAUAGUUCCUUGGUAAGAUUUAGAAUUCAAUAAGACUAAUAGUAAUUUUACUGAUGAUGAAUAUUAUAAUUUUGUGAGAUUAAUUUAAGAUUCUAAGGACUAUUCCAUUACAGGCUAAUAUGAUAUAAAAUAUAAGCAAAAUAUUACUCCUUUUUAUCAAUUUUGGAGUAAAAAUAAGAAACCAUACAUUAGUCUAAUAUAUCCAAUAGAAAUAGUAUCUCCGUAGAAUGUUUGGAAUAAAACUAUGGUGUAAAAAUAAGUAUUGAUGAUCGGUCUAGUGAGAGAGGAUAUUUCUGGGAUUUUUAAAGUUUUGAAUUUUACGCAUAAUUAAAAUUACAAAAUUAUUUUUUUUAUCUAAGUCUGUUUAGUAAUUGGUAUAGUUUUGAUUUUAACCUUAUAAUUUAGAGCGUUUCUUUUACACUAAGUAGUGAUUCCUUUAGAAAAAUUAACUAUUUUUGUAUCAUAAAAUAUGGAUUAGUUUACUAAAUAGAGCUUAUUGCAAAAAGAAAAUUUAAAAAAUUUAUAAAAUUUAGCAACUUUAAAAUCUUAAAAUUUAUGUUAAUAAAAAAAAUCAAACUUUAAGAUCAAAGGAAAUAAUCCAACAAAAGAAAGUUUGGUUUAUAGAUCAUAAAAAUCUCCUCAUAUUUAAUGUUAGUAAAGUUUCGAUAUAAAAUUAAUUUAAAGUAAAUACCAAGAUGAAACAAUAUUAGAUUAAACAUUUUCUAACUUAUAAAAUGAAAAGUAGUUUUCAAAUACUCUUUUCUUGAAUCAGUAAUAAUAAUAAAAAGUUCACAUUAAUCAUUUAUAAGUAUAGAAACAAAAGUAGGAAUUCCAUUUAGAAAAUGUAAAUAUAAGCAGUUUGCAAAAUAAAACUGAAAAUGAAGAAGAAAAUUGCAAUGUUUAAUACUCAUUUCAAAAUACUUAGUUAAAUUUUAAAACAUACAUGGAAGUGCCAAUUUAAAAUAAUACAUCAUAAUGCAAUAAUGAGAAAAUCAAAUCACAUAAUGAUAUUCCUGUCUAAAAUAACACAUAAUAAAGUAAAAGUGAUAAGGUUAAAGCGCAAGUAGAGCCAACUAUCUUAAAUAAUAAAUAUAUAAUUAAUAGUGAGAAAAAAUUAUCUAUUUCUAAACAAUCUUCUCUAUCAUAACAAUUAUCUUAAAAUGUUAACUUAGAGUAAGACCUAGAUCCAAUGUUUUUGGAAAUGUAAAUUAUAAAAGAUACAUUUUAUUAACUUUAAUCAGUAAUAUCUUUUAAAAAAACUGAUAUCUAGUAGUAAUAAAUUAUGAAUAAUAGAGAUUCAACUGUAAAUGAAGAGAGAGGUAUAAUUCAUUAUUCAUUUGCUUACAAGUUAUUUAGAUAAUUAAAAAAUCAUUUUGGAGUGUCUUUGAGUUCUCUUAAUCUUGGAUAUUUUUACUAUAAGAAGAAAUAAUAUUAAGAAGCUCUUGCUUACUACGAAUCUGCUAUGAUUUAUUGCUUUAUUGAUAUGGGUUUUGCAAAUAUUUAAUAAUUUAUGGAUUCAUUGAAAAAGAGUCUUAAUAACCUUGUAAAACCCUAAGAAGAGGAGAAUUAGAAGAUUAUAAUUGUCUGUAUCAGUCUGAUUCUACUCUCUCAUACAAUAAAAGAAGCAAUUAUAGAUAUAAAUGAUGUUAUUUCAAGUGAAUCUAUGGCUUAUAAGUUAUUUUAAAAGAUGCAAACACAAAAAUGUUUAUUAGAUUAAGCUAUUAAAUACACUGAAAUCGUUUUAGAUUUAAUUUAGUAUUUAAAAAAUAAAAAAUUAUUUAUAUUUAAAGAUGAAAUAAUAAUCAUUAUCUAAGCUAAUUAUUUGGAGAUGAAUAUUCAUAAAUUACCAAUUGAAUAAUUGGAAAAGCUUAUUAAUAAUUUAGAAAAAAAAUUGUCAUCAUAUACAAAUCAUGAAAAUGGAGCUUUAAAGAGAAUCUAAAAAAAAUAAUUUUGA